Molecule: messenger RNA, 1273 nt
Organism: Plectropomus leopardus (leopard coralgrouper)
Lineage: Eukaryota; Metazoa; Chordata; Actinopteri; Perciformes; Serranidae
Source: RefSeq, a predicted model, not a curated record
CGCUGCUCGUGCUUACAGGAAGUAUUGAAUUGCCUGGAGGGUAGCUAUCUGCUGUCUCUGCCUGUUGUGUUUAUUAAAUCAGUCGCUACAUAUCGCUGGUCCAGUGCGUGGAUGCUGCCUUCACUGUCUCCUGGUCUCCAUCCUUCCAUUUCAGAGUCUCCUUGUGUGUGCAAGUUGAUAGUGUGUGCACCUGAGUGUGUACAUGUGUGCGUAAAUUCACUCUUGACCUAUUGAUGUGAGUGUGUUGCUUAAGAGUAGUGUAUGAGAGUGUGUGUGUGUCUGUGUCAAUACCCCCCGGCCCAUCAUGUCCCUGCGUCCCUCAAUGCUCCAGCUGAGUCCAUGGGUGUGUCUCCACCUCUUCUGCCUGCUGCUGCUCCACACUGCAUCCUCCUCCACAGUAGCUAAAAAGGACCCAGUCCUGGCCGAGCCCCAAACUCAGCUCAACACAACUCAAGGUGAUAACGGUGGUGAGGGUGAAAAUGCAGCAGAUCCAAAACUGGUAGAAAAUCCUCCAAAAGUCAACCCCAACUUACCUUUAACCGUCAACCACGUCUCUGUCAGCCACCAUCUAAAAGAGUCUGCGGUACCCUCGAUCCCUCUCAGCCAUUCUGAAGGAGGAGACUAUCACCAACCAACCAUGGCCCCACCAUCCAAUCAGCAGCCGGCGCUACCAGACCAUCAGAAUCGAACAACAGAGACGGUCACUCAGCCUGCAGCCACUCUGCCGUCUUCCACCGCAGGCUCACCCGCGCAGGCUACAAACAUCACUAGCACCGCUGCUAAAGCAUUAACAAAUGCAGAGCCUGAGAGGAAUGUGUUCACAACCACUGAACUGGUGACUUCUACAAACACAACACCACCAGCUGCUACUACAACAACAAACACAACAACAACUACAACUACCACAAAGACUUCUACAGCAGCAGCAACAUCUACAGCAGCAGCAACUUCUACAGCAUGCCACCACAACCGUUGCUAUAGCUACAACCACAGGUACAAAGAUGCCACCACCACCACCACCAGCAGUUGCCACGCCACAGCCAAACGUCCCAAGUACUGGGAUUCCACCAGUUCAGACCUCUGCACCCAGAGGACCUGUUACCAGUGCCAGUCCUACCGCCAAUCCCAAGGAGCAGGUCACCACGGGAACAAGGGUCGCCGUGGUAGAUGUCGCAGGGGCUGCUCUGACGAGGCCUAUGAGAGCUACAGGAGGAAGGACUACACGCAGGUGGACUACCUGAUCAACGGCAUGUACACGGACUCCGGGGUGUGA